Lathyrus sativus (Indian pea) is the source of this 2625-nucleotide messenger RNA. Lineage: Eukaryota; Viridiplantae; Streptophyta; Magnoliopsida; Fabales; Fabaceae. The record is from the annotation of a GenBank genome assembly.
AUGGCAGAAACAUUUCUCUUCGACAUGGCUAAUUCACUGCUUGGGAAGGUUGCUUCUUAUGCUUGCCAAGAAGCUUCUCUAGCCUACGGUGUGUAUGAUGAUCUACAACGGUUCAGAGACUCUUUGACAAUUGUCAGUGGUUAUCUACUGGAUGCUGAGUCCAAGAAGGAUCAAAGUCAUGCUUUGCGUGAAUGGCUGAAGCAGAUUCAAAACAUUUGCUUUGAUGCUGAUGACAUAUUUGAUAGAUUUGAAACCCAACACAAGAGGAAACAAAUUGUCAAAUCCUCUGGAAGCACCCGUGUGAAGGUAAGCCACUUGUUUUCUAAAUAUAAUCCAAUUGUUUUCCUUUCUACAAUCAGACAUAAAAUGAAAGACAUCAGUGACAAAUUGGAUAAGAAAGCAGCUGACGUGAUAAUGGUUGGGCUUGGGUUUUCAAGUAUUCUAGAACCUGUGGCGCGGGAAAGAGAAUUGACUUAUCCAAUCGUUAAUGUUUCAAUUGUAAUAGGAAGGGAUAAUGAUAAAGAUGAAAUUAUCAAGCUUUUGAUGCAACCUUUUCCUCAAGGCGAUGGUGAUAAGAGCAUGUGUGUGAUUCCCAUUGUGGGAAUGGAAGGAUUAGGAAAGACCACACUUGCAAAGUUGGUGUUCAAUCAUGAAAUAGUCGAUCAGCUUUUCCAAUUGAAGUUGUGGGUGUGUGUCUCUUUUAAUUUUGACAUCAAGCAGAUAAUCAUUGAAAUCAUCAAGGCUGCCAGUACUUCAGAUUCUAAAACAGCUUCAGUUCCACCGAUGAGUCUCACUCCCCAAGAAAACAUCAACAACUUAGAUAUUGGCCAACUAACAGAUCGAAUGAGACAAAAACUUUCUAGUAAAUUUUUUUUACUUGUAAUAGAUGACAUGUGGAAUGAAGAUCCUGAAAAUUGGAUUGAGUUGGAAGAUUUGAUAAAAGCUGGCGCACCAGGAAGCAAAAUUCUGGUGACAACACGUAGUAUAUCAAUUGCCUCCAUGACGGGUAAUGUUCCCUCAUAUGAUUUAAAAGGUCUUUCUUCAACAGAUUCUUUAUCUCUAUUUGUACAAUGGGCAUUCAGGGAAGGUGAAGAAAAAAAGUAUCCAAAUCUAGUAGAGAUUGGAAAAGAAAUUGUGAAAAGGUGUCACGGAAUUCCACUAGUCCUAAAAACAUUAGCAAGUUCUCUUUUCUCAAACUUUGAUAUAAAUAAGUGGAAAUUUGUGAGGGACUCUGAGAUGUGUAAUUAUGAACAGAAAAAAAAUGAUAUUUUACCUGCCUUAAAAGAAAGUUAUGAUCAAAUGCCAUCCAUGUUAAGACAAUGUUUUGCUUAUUUUUCCCUUUAUCCCAAAGAUCAUAUCUUUAAUAGUUAUGACAUGUGUAAUCUUUGGGUAUCCCUUGGAUUAGUUCAACCCCGAAAUGGAAGUGAAAAGCUAGAGGAUACUGCAAGAAAAUAUAUUGAUGAGUUACAUUUAAGAUCAUUUGUUCAGAAUGUGGAUGACCGUGGCGCCUUUUGCAAUUUCAAAGUACAUGAUUUGAUACACGAUCUUGCAUUGUAUGUUGCAGGAGAGGACUUUGAGGCGGUAAAGUCACAAACUAGAAAUAUACCUUGGCAAGCAAGGCAUUUAUCAUUUGUUGAAGAUGAGUCAUCUGGUCAUGCUUUGUUUCCAGAGUCUAGAAGUGUGAGAAGCAUACAAUUUCCCAUCUCAGGAAUAGGUCUUGAAAGUCAAAGUUUGCUGAAUACAUGGCUGUCAAAGUACAAAUACUUGCGUUAUUUAGAUUUAAGUGACUCUUCUUUUGAAACUAUACCCAAUUCAAUUGCAAAAUUAGAGCACCUGCGUAGUCUCGAUCUUUCUUAUAAUGACAAAAUCAGAACAGUACCAUAUUCCAUUUGCGAACUACUAAAUUUGCAAGUUUUGUGGUUUCAUGGAUGCACAAAGCUUGAAAAGUUGCCCAAAGGAUUAGGAAAGUUGAUUAACCUCCGCAGUUUAACUGUCACUACAAAACAAUCUAUGCUACCACAAGAUGAAUUUUCUAGCUUGAACAAUCUUCAAUCUUUGAGAUUUUAUUUUUGUGGCAAUCUGAAGUUUUUGUUCAAACAACCACUCCCUUCUGUUGAAGAACUGUAUUUUGAAUCAUGUGGCAGCCUGGAGUGCCUACCUCUUUAUAUUUUUCCUAAAUUGAAGACAUUGUCUAUUCGUGAUUGUCAGAUGUUAAACUUGUCAUUGGACAAUGAAAACUCAAUCCAAAAGUUGAGGAUGAAACAUUUCUAUCUCUUUGAUUUUCCAAAGCUUCUAACACUCCCUCGAUGGAUUGUAUGUGCGGUGGACACUUUAGAGACCUUUGCAAUUGUCAAUUUUCCUAAUCUUCAAAUGCUUCCUGAGUAUCUUUCUACAAUGACUCGUCUAAAGAGGAUCUUUAUUAGUUUCUGUUCUCAACUCUCGACUCUUCCAAGUGAUUUGCAUCGCCUCACUGCACUUGAAGAUUUACGCAUAUUUGAUUGUCCUGAAUUGUACCGAAAAUGUCAGCCUCAUUCUGGUGAUUACUGGCCCAUGAUUUGCAAUAUUAAAACCAUUCACAUCGAAGAAGGAGAGGAGGAGGAGGAGGAGGAGGAGGAGGAGCCCUAA